UCAAAGUGAAUGGUUAAGACUAUUGAAUGGAAGUGAAUGCAUUGUCUACUCAUCAACCAGGCAAGACACAUCUCUGCUUGGAUGGAGUCUGGGGACCAGCAUUGUACGUCUUUGCUCAUCUCUAUUUGGAUGGAGUAAAGAGACCGGCAUUGUAUUUCUUUAGCUGUCUCAUUCAGCUUUAGUUUCCAACAGUGUGCAUAUGGAAAUUCAAUUUUAACUCCUUUUCUUGCCUUUUUUAUGGCCUUUGGUUUUUAGUAGCCACAGAUAGCUCUGAUCCGCAUUCCAAUUAUUCAAUCUUUGGUCUUUUGGACAAACGUCAUCAGACACAAAUGGGUAUAGGAAACAUUAGUAAAAUUGUAUUUGUUUCAUUCCUAUUGCUUAUGUUCAACUUUAUUCUAGCUCAUUGUUGCACUGCAAUGGACACUUUAAGUCAAACUCAAAACCUUUCAGUAGGAGAGACUCUUGCUUCUGCUGGCCAAUUCUUUGAGUUAGGCUUCUUUAGUUGCGGAAAUUCUGGUAAAUGAAAUGUUGGAAUAUGGUACAAGAACAUAUCUGUGUGGGAAGUUGUAUGGGUAGCAAACAGAGAGAAGCUGCUUACAUUGGCAGACUCCUCUGCAAGUCUAAUGAUUGGUGGUGAUAAAACUCUGGUGCUUGUAGAUGGGAAUCAAAGCAUUAAGUGGUCAACCAACAUAUCUGUCCCUGUAAAUGUUUCUGUUGCAGUACUUCUAGACACAGGAGACUUUGUCCUGAAAAAGGGAAUCCUUGAAGAGAUCUUGUGGGAGAGCAUUAACCAUCCUUGCAACACUUUCCUACCCGGCAAUGAACACUAGAGCUGGAGAGAAACGGUUCUUGUCUUCUUGGCAAACGGAAGAGUUUGUUGUUGGAAUCGCACCACAAACUCCUCUGCAAGCUUUUAUUUGGAAUGUUCCGACACCAUUUUGGAGAAGUGGGUCAUCGGAUGGAUUGAAGUUUGUUGGAAUAUCUUAUAUGAAAUCAACAUAUUUGGAAAGUGGUUUUCGUCUUGCACUGGAGUAUCAGCAGAAUUGGAUGUAUGAUCUGGACAGGAGAUUUUUGGAUAAUCAAGAGUUUUCAUUUGAUGGGGAGGAUCUUUUUCCCCGCCUUGCUAAGCUAGGUAAAGGGAAGAAGCAAGAACAGGAAUCAUUAUCGGCUUCACAGUUGCUUCUGGUAUGGUCUUCUGGCUUGCGAUUAUAUGUGGUUUGUGUUGGUGGAAAGCUAACCAAAGAGGUAAAAGAACUGUCAUCUAUAUACUUCAGUGUUAAGCAGAGGAAAUAAAAGAAAUCAUGAUAUGAAAAAAAAGCAAAAUAAUAUGCCAACUCUAAUCCAAAAGAUGCAUCAAUACUUCUAGUAUAGUUCAUGUAGAAAUCUAGUGUCUGGAAACUAGUCCUCAGUUCAUCCACACACAAAAAAAA
This is a messenger RNA of Camellia sinensis, 1430 nucleotides long. The record is from RefSeq and is a predicted model, not a curated record. Lineage: Eukaryota; Viridiplantae; Streptophyta; Magnoliopsida; Ericales; Theaceae.